Molecule: messenger RNA, 2679 nt
Organism: Uranotaenia lowii
Lineage: Eukaryota; Metazoa; Arthropoda; Insecta; Diptera; Culicidae
Product: zinc finger protein ZFP2-like
Exons: 8
Coding region: 190-2424 (744 amino acids)
Biological process (GO): regulation of transcription by RNA polymerase II
Cellular component (GO): nucleus
Molecular function (GO): RNA polymerase II cis-regulatory region sequence-specific DNA binding; zinc ion binding; DNA-binding transcription factor activity, RNA polymerase II-specific
Source: RefSeq, a predicted model, not a curated record
UCAAAACAACAACAUGGUUGCAUCGCUGGUCCAGAUUUGGCAAAAUUUCGGAUUUUCGUUUUAAAACUUUUCAAAAAAAUCUAUUCAACUGGUAAAAUUAAUCAACACAAGUUUCCGUAUGUUGUAAUAAUUCGACCGAUUGCACUGAAGCCUCAAGAAAAAGGGAUAAUUAUUGUUUUUUCUCCGGAAAUGGACUACAAGCUCAGCAUCAUUCGGAUGGACCGCGUUUGUCGUUUGUGCAUGAACGGUGGUAAUGAGUUGCAAUCUAUUUUCGGACAUCCACAGGACAUACCGGAACUGGUGCGGCUCCUUGCUAAAGUGGAGGUUCUGGAAACCGAUACUCUCCCGAAACAGAUUUGUCCAGAGUGCGUGACCAACGUGAAGGAUGUUUUCAAGUUUAAGGAUCUGUGUAUGCAAACUGAUCGUACCUUGCGGAGUUAUGUCGCGGAUGAGGAAACACCGCUGGCUCCAGAGUUUAUUAAGUACGAAAUCGACGAAUCAACGAGCGACCACGACGACGGUGGAGUGGGCGAAGAGAAUUUCAUAGUAACUUUUGAAGGGGACUCUGAUGGCAAUGAAAAGGUAGAAAUAGAAGAAGUAAAACCUGUGAGACGUUUGCGAAAUCGGAGUAUCAGAAGCGCAGUCAUAGAUUCAGAUGAUGAACCGCUGCUUCCCAGAGCGGAUAGAAUCGAUGAAUAUGACUGUUCACAGUGCGAUGAGAUAUUUAAAGAUAAAGCUUUUGUCAAAGUUCACAUUCAAAGUGACCAUGCAGACGAGAUGAGUUCACCGGAAGAAAGGAUUCGGCAGUGUUUUUAUUGUCCGAAGGCUUACUCGAACUACGAAUUUUUGAAAAUUCAUUUGAGUAUCCAUCCGCAGGAUGAGUGGAUCUGCACAAUUUGUGAUAAAAAAAUUAAGAAAAAGGGUAAAUUCAUAGAUCACCUCAGGAUGCAUGCGGAUGAACGUUUCUACGAAUGUGAGCUUUGUGGAGACAGUUUCACUACGCACAAGUGUAUGCUGGACCAUAACAAGGGGCAUGAAAGGAAAAAGGGCAAAGAUCAGAAGAUAAAAAACGAUGAAUGCAGUGAUAGCGACGUGGAUUCGGCAGCUGAAGAUGAUCCCGAACUAGAACAAGAUGAACACGAAGAAUAUUUAUCGGACAACGAAUAUUUAACGACACAUUUGGAACUGAACCCAGCUGCUCCGAACCAGUGCACGAUAUGUGAGAGAAUGUUUGAUCGAGUUAUGUUCGUAAAAUAUCACUUGGAAAGUGAACACGUCCCGUUGGACGAAUCCAAUGGAUAUGAUUACCAGUGUGCGAUUUGUAAGAAAAACUUCGUCGCUUUCGAACACCUCACGAGCCACGUGAAGCUUCACCCUGAAAAGAAAUUCUGGCACUGUGUCGAGUGUAAGAAACUGUUUCGGCGAUCGGAUAAAUUCAAGGAUCAUCAACGGUUGCAUCUUAACGAUCGGCCUUUCCUGUGUACGUAUUGUGGCAAAGAUUUUCCGACCACCAAGUACAUGAGCCGGCAUUUGGCUACACACAUGAAGGAGAAGGUUAAAAAACCGGAUGAGGAAUUUGAGUGCGAGGUAUGUUCGAAAAAGUUCAAGUACAAAUCUAACUACACCAACCACAUGAAAACACAUGGGCCGGAACAUGCGAAACAGGUCAAAUCCGAUCCGGAUUCACCGCCGAAGAAGAUCUAUCUAUGCAGUAUUUGCGGUCGCAACUGUGGUUCUUCGAGUAAUCUGACGGUGCACAUGCGAAGGCACAACGGACAAGCCAUUUGUUCGUGCUCGGUCUGUGGAAAAGGAUACCCCAGGAAGGCGGAUCUUGUGAUGCACAUGCGGAAGCAUACAGGUGAAAAACCAUACGAGUGUUCCACUUGUGGUCGAGGAUUUGCCAGGCGAGAUAAGCUUCGCAUUCACAUUCGUACCCACACCGGUGAGAAGCCUUAUGCAUGUCCUUGUGGUCGUGCUUAUGCGCAAAAAAAUGAUCUCAAAACCCACCAGAAACGCAACACUUGCGGACAAAACUUCGACGUUACAAAACUGAUGACACCUCACCAGACCUCGAUUUGUGUUCGGCAACCCUCACCUGUUCCUAUCUCCAAAUCGAAAUUACCCAAAAACCAGCUAUCUACGUCACCCCCUCCUCUUGUCCCCUCAAUCACUCCACCCACCCAUCAACAACUGCCCCCUCCUUAUGAAAAUAACAGCAUCAACUAUAGCGCCCCUUCUUCCACUGUAACAAUGAUUCCAAGCCUAAACGAAAACGUUUCCUCGAUAUCACCGGCAGCAGUACAACAGCAUCAGCAGGAUCAGAUGUCUGUCGGCUCGGUGCCCGGCAGUCCGAUCAACUUCAAGAACCAACGGCAACAGUUCGACACGUUUUCCGGAUUUGUCAAUAAUCCUUACCAACAUUAGUCUAAUGGACAUCCUGUAAGGUCGUUUGCAUGUUCUAAUUUUAAUUCAACAACUUACUGCCAAACUUUAUUUUUCGUUGCUAACGAAAAAUUGUGUUUAUCAGUCAAUUUUAAUUGCCAUUAAUCUGAUUUAGAAAAAAAAGUCCUUGGACAAAACAGUGCAUAAUUGUAUCAUUAAAGUGUUAGUGAUCUUUAUUGAGAAUUAUUAUUUUAGUGUAUUUUUAGCGUUCGAUUCUGUUUGAUAUAAGCCAAUAAA